Molecule: messenger RNA, 843 nt
Organism: Atta colombica
Lineage: Eukaryota; Metazoa; Arthropoda; Insecta; Hymenoptera; Formicidae
Product: ubiquinone biosynthesis O-methyltransferase-like
Exons: 4
Coding region: 1-843 (280 amino acids)
Biological process (GO): ubiquinone biosynthetic process
Molecular function (GO): 2-methoxy-6-polyprenyl-1,4-benzoquinol methyltransferase activity
Source: RefSeq, a predicted model, not a curated record
AUGAUGACUAUAAACAUUGUCAAAUGUUUCAACGGAUCAUGGAAAAGCAUUCCUCGAAAUAAAUUAAGAAACAUAUACGCCAACAGAAUAGACAAAUCAACAUCAUCGAUAGAUCCUAAGAAAAUUGAACAUUUUUCAAUUAUGAAAAAUUUAUGGUGGAACGAGAACGGCCCAGUAACUGCUCUCCAUUCAUACAACCCAUACAGAAUACAGUUUAUGAAAGAUAGAUUAAACGCUGGAAUCAAAAUACAGAAUUCAAAUCUUCCUUUGAAAGGAAUCAAGAUUGUGGAUAUUGGCUGUGGUGGAGGUAUAAUGGCCGAGGGUUUAGCUAGAGCAGGAGCUCAAGUAACUGGAAUAGACGUAUCGGCAGAAUUAAUAAGUAUUGCUAAAGAGCAUUUAAAAUUAGAUCCCAACAUAUCAGAAAGAGUGAAUUAUAUUCACACAACCGUAGAAGAGUUUGCUAAUAAGGAGAGCGAAAAUAGCACAUAUGAUGCUGUUGUAGCUUCUGAAGUUUUGGAGCAUGUAUCAGAUCCACAACUAUUUUUAAAGGAAUGUGUAAAAAUUAUAAAACCUGGCAAAUCAAUUUUCAUAACUACAAUAAACAAAACUCUAACAUCUUGGCUACUUACUAUUGCAGUCGAAUAUAUUAAGAAAUGUGUACCUUACGGUACUUUGAAAUGGAAUAAAUAUAUUGCUCCUCAUAAAGUUCAAUAUAUAUUAAAGAACUAUAAUUGCGAAACGAAAUUGAUCAAUGGUAUGAAAUUUAAUCCAUUCACAAAACGAUGGUCUCAAUCGUCUAGUGUAUCUACUUUAUAUAUGCUUCAUGCAAUCAAACAAAAAUAA